Oryzias melastigma (Indian medaka) is the source of this 1826-nucleotide messenger RNA. Its product is annotated as zeta-sarcoglycan. Gene Ontology annotation, biological process: heart contraction; cardiac muscle tissue development. The transcript is spliced from 8 exons. Gene Ontology annotation, cellular component: sarcoglycan complex; sarcolemma. The coding region runs from base 574 to 1509 and encodes 311 amino acids. The record is from RefSeq and is a predicted model, not a curated record. NCBI's taxonomy places the organism in Eukaryota, Metazoa, Chordata, Actinopteri, Beloniformes, Adrianichthyidae.
AUGGAGAAAUGAGUCAGGAACAUCAUGGAGUCAUACAUACUUUCCUUUAUCUUUGAAUAAAGCUUAAGUGACUUUACUUUUUAUUUUUAAAUUUUGCUACUUACUUUUUACCUUACAGUUACUUUUUAGAACUCAAAAUUUUAAUUUUCUUUAACCAUAGAGCCACAAGAGAGGGGUAAAAGCAAACAAAGGGACGAUAAGCGCAGUGAAAUGCUUUUAUUGUGAAACGUCAUACCGGAAAUGCCGCGGGUUAUGGCGGUAACUCGGUCUCGGUUGAGUUUUUUUCUUUUUCUUUUUUUUAAUGGAGCUCCGUCCGUGAGAAGAGCGGAGACGUGACCGGCUGAAACAGCGCGGCGCCGCUCUCACUUCAUCCCAAACGAUGUUUACGUCAAAGAUCCCCCUGGAAGCCGUCGGAGGAGGAAGUUUUAAAGAUGUCUGAAUGAGAGGAAGAGGGGGAAAGUGCCGCUUUUUCUCAAGACAAGGAGGGAUUUUAGGCGCCUUUUUUGUACCAAUUUAUUUUUCAAAUUUGUUUGUGAUAACUUUUCUGGAAAUAUGUAACUGUGUGGACGCAAAAUGGAGCAGUCAGCUACUCUUGACAUAGAAACACUUAAGAUUACCCAGGAUCAGUACAUUCUUGCGUCACACUCCUUACACCUCCAGCGACCGGCUUGCGAUGCGGUGUAUCCAGUGGGGCUGUACGGCUGGAGGAAGAGAUGCCUCUACUUUUUGCUGCUGCUUCUGCUGGUCACCAUGAUAGUUAACUUGGCCCUCACUGUCUGGAUCCUAAAGGUCAUGAAUUUUUCAGUGGAUGGAAUGGGAGGUCUUCGACUGAAACAGGAUGGGAUUCACCUGGAGGGGGUGAGCAAGUUUCAGCGACCUCUUUAUGUAAACGACAUCCAGUCCAGAAGGGACAGCUGGUUGCUUUUACGGUCAGACAAGAAUGUUACUCUGAAUGCCAGAAACAAGGAGGGCCAGCUGACUGGUCAACUCACAGUGGGACCUGAAGCUGUGGAGGCCCAGUGUCAGAGGCUGGAGGUGCGAAAUGGAGAUGGAGGAAGACUGCUGUUCACUGCAGAUGAAGAGGAGGUGGCAAUCUUAACAGACAGGCUUACCGUCACAGGUGCAGAAGGCGCCGUUUUUGAACACUCUGUUGAGACUCCACUCAUCCAAGCGAGGACCUCCGAGGAUCUCAAACUUGAGUCUCCGACGCGAACCCUGACCAUGGAGGCUCCCAGAGGGGUGGAGGUGAGCGCCGCCAAGGGGACUCUCAGAAUCAGCAGCAGAAAAGAUCUCCAGCUGGAAUCCACAGAGGGGGAGAUACUUCUAGAUGCCAGCAGCGUUAAACUUGGAAGCCUCCCACUUGGCGUCCACGCCGGCUCUCCGAGUCAGGCCGUCCAGAAGCAGGCCGUGUUCGAGGUGUGCGUUUGCCCCAGCGGCAAGCUCUACCUCUCCCCCGCCAAGAGCAGCUCCUCCUGCCAAGCCAUGAGCAACAUCUGCCUGUGGAGCUGACAUGGGGGUACGGCGCUGGAGCCCCGGGGAAUCUGCGGGAUGGAGACUCCAAACUUUCAUCAUCGCGGCGGAUUAUCAGGACGAGGACGAAAAUCCAAACCGAAAUCAGGGAUACGUACAGAACAGAGCUCUCCGCCGUUGGGCUGAGGGGGGAGCGAAGUUCUCGGCGUUGAGGAGAACUCAUCGGUGCCUUCAGCUUCAAAUAAAACCGCAGCGAUACUGAACAGAAACGGAAGCAAGGCACUUUAUUUUUCUGUGAAAACCUUGUGUUUCAAUUUACUGUUACAAAUGAAAUUAAACAUGUCAGACAAACUGGG